AUACCGCUAAGCAUUUCGCCUGCCGAGCUAACAAUUCUGCCAGCUCGCGACCCUAAUAAUAAUAACAACAAUAAUAAUAAUAAUAAUACAAAAGCGAAGAAAUAUUGAAUAAAUUUUCUUUUCCUUUCAAUAAUUUAAAAGAACCAAACAAUAUCGUUUGAACAUUUCAACAAAUGAUAUUAGAGGCAAAAUUUUGAAACUACUACUACUACUACUACUACUACUACUACUACUACUACUACUAUUAUUAUUUGGUGGUGUGAAGACCCGUUGAUCAAUACAUCCAUUGUGCUUCAUUAACGAUGUUGUGUGAACAACUUUCCAGCGCUUCCGAGGCCACGUUUUUCACUCUUCUUCCAGUCAGUAAUACUGUGACUGUCUCGUCUUCCUCUCCUCCUUCUCCUCCUUCUGCUUCCUCUUCUUUUCAAACCUUCUCUUCUUUCCCUUCAACUCCUUCUUUCACUUCUCUCACUUCUUCUUUUCCUCCAUCUGCUACGACUAUUUCUUCUUCUUCUUUUGUACCUUCUUCAUCUUUCGUUGUUCCGCCUGUCUCUGCCGAUUCUGCUGCCAGUACGGCUGUUUCUGUCCAGAAUGACGUGUUUACUGAUGCCCUCAGUUUAGCGUUGGCCCUUCGCUCUGCUACUGAAGAAAAUGGCAGUUGUGAGAUUGGUGGCGGCGAAGGGGUCAUCGUAAGAGAAGAAGCAGAAGAAGCCAGCAGUGUGUUGCAGUAUGUCUGCGAACACUGUGGCAAACAGUUCCCAAAUGCCCACAUCUUGUCCAUCCAUCGACGUGCGCACACCAUCAAUGGCACGAGACCUUAUCAGUGCAAGUUCUGUGAUAAAGCUUUUUCCGGCUCUCACAACCUGAUCAAGCACAUCCGUACACACACUGGCGAGAAGCCUUACGCAUGUUGCAUCUGUAGUAAAGCAUUUGCGGAUGCUGGACAGCGGAAAGUGCACAUGCGUACGCACACAGGUGAGAAGCCAUUUGAGUGCGAGCUCUGCGGCAAGAUGUUCUCCCAGUCAUGCAACUUGAGGUCACACAUGGCGACUCACUCUGGCGUACGUCCUUACCAUUGUCCUCAUUGCUUGAAGGACUUUGCACGUGCCAGCACCUUGCUGCAGCAUAAGUUUCACAACCAAGGACAAAACGGUCCUUUGGAGUGCCCGUUCUGCGACCAGGUCUUUGAGCACAAGUGUUCCUUAAGCGUUCAUCUCCGCACACACCCCAGAGAAUCCCGAAACAGGGACUCAAAGACAAAACAGAAGAAUCUUGCCACUUAGGGAAUUUGGUACUGAUAUAAAUUUACCUCAUAUAGAGUGGGAGCCCAAUGGCUGUGAGAUGAAGGUGUCUAUGGCUAAAUUAGGUGAUUGCAAAUUCUGAUGUUAUGUUUUUAUAGACAUGACAGUCUGUCUCUGAGCAUGGCACCGGAUUCUGAUUGGCUCCAAUUUGCCUGAACGAACAAAAUAAGAUAAAAAAAAUAGGAACAAAAAU
Molecule: messenger RNA, 1494 nt
Organism: Octopus sinensis (East Asian common octopus)
Lineage: Eukaryota; Metazoa; Mollusca; Cephalopoda; Octopoda; Octopodidae
Product: zinc finger protein 2 homolog
Exons: 1
Coding region: 303-1283 (326 amino acids)
Source: RefSeq, a predicted model, not a curated record